GUUCAAAGAAAAGGAAAGAGAAGUGCAGCAUGCAGAAGUGUUUGCCUUAGUGACUGUGCACAGCUGUCUACCAUGGGAAAUAUAUUGCGACUAACCAAAAGUGGAACCUGAGCUGCUGACGCCCACCAUGAAAUUGUCACACAGCAGCUUAUCUUCAGAGCCUUCAUCACAGAGCGAAACCUUUGGUUGAUCAAAAUGCUUCAACCGGAAAAUCAGUACACUAAGCUGCGAUGGCUUUUAACAGUUCUUGGACUGUUAUUGUAUGUGGUGGACAUUUGGACAGAUGUUGGACUGGCACUGAGAUAUUUUCAGGGGAAACAAUUUGUGUGGACUGGCCUGACUCUUGUGUUUGUUCUGGCUGGGCUGCUGGUGACGCAGAUCUUCAGCUAUGCCUGGUACAGGGACGACAUGAAUGAUGAGGGAAAACCAACCAUAUCAGGCAUGUCAAAGGGUGGACUUGCUGUCCUGCACCUGUUUGGCAUGGGCGUCUUCACCAGGUAUUAUCACCUGCUGAAAAAAGGCUUUAAAGUUGUAUGGAUCCCAACAAAUUCCUAUGCAAUGGAGGAGAAGAUAGAUGUGCACCACAAUCUGUUUUGCCUGGCUACGGAUCUGAGCAUGCUCAAACUGUUUGAGGCUUUCCUGGAGAGUGUUCCCCAGCUCCUUCUGCAGCUAUACAUAGUGCUAGGCCUAAAUGAGAGCUGCUCUGUGCUGCAGUAUUUAUCCAUGGCGUUCUCCUUCUUUAACAUUGCCUGGGCCCUGGUGGACUAUCGCCGCUGCCUGCGUAGAUCCCUCCCCCAUGUAAAGGAGAUGCCCUCUGGCCUCCCCACAGCAGUCUACCUCCUCUACAAACUCUGCACCAUCACCAGCCACAUCCUCAGCUACACUCUCCUGCUCAUAUUGAGCCCCUACAGCAUAAUAGGCCUCACCGUCCUCUGGCUGCUGGGGACAAUCUGGACACAUGUGCUUAAAACAGACUUCUGCUCAUCAAGAAAGUUUGAGUUUCUGUACCGAGCAGUUGUUGGAGUCAUCCUCACAUUCACCUUUUUCAACGUGAAAGGAAAGGACAUCAGAUUAGCCAUGAUUAUCUACUACUUUUUCUAUGUUGUCAUAAACAUUGUGGCUCCUUCACUGCUGGCUUUAAUAAAACCAGAGUUGCAGACAGCUGCGUAUUUGCUGCCAGUCAGUGGUUUGAUCUUUGGAGGUUCAGUGCUGGGGCUGGUGUGUCUCGUGCUGUACUACCACCAGCUGCAUCCCAAAGAGAAGUGGCAGGAGCCAGACGAGGUGGAUGGCCUGGGGAAGGAAACACACACCACAAUGAGAAUAAGGAACUUUUUGCAACCUUGAUGAUCUAUUUACAAGCUGAGAUAAGGCUGUGAUCCUAAAACUACUGAACAAUUUGACAAAAAAAGCAACAUAGAGUCUUUACAGAGAGAUGUCACCUUGAUAUUGUGCUCACUUUUUAUUAUGCACUAAUGCUGCUAUCAGAUAUUUACCAUAUUCUGAAGAAACAUUGCUUUUUCAUUACUGACACAUAAGAGAGCAAUGAAAUGCAACAUAGCUGAGUGUAUAAAUGACAUUUUAUUUAUUCUUGUUUUAAUAAACUUG
Messenger RNA from Plectropomus leopardus (leopard coralgrouper), 1605 nucleotides. It is a transcript of the gene xkr9, whose product is annotated as XK related 9. Lineage: Eukaryota; Metazoa; Chordata; Actinopteri; Perciformes; Serranidae. The record is from RefSeq and is a predicted model, not a curated record. Gene Ontology annotation, cellular component: membrane.